Messenger RNA from Zophobas morio, 1056 nucleotides. RefSeq names its product fork head domain-containing protein L1-like. Gene Ontology annotation, biological process: regulation of transcription by RNA polymerase II; anatomical structure morphogenesis; cell differentiation. The transcript has 2 exons. Gene Ontology annotation, molecular function: RNA polymerase II cis-regulatory region sequence-specific DNA binding; DNA-binding transcription factor activity, RNA polymerase II-specific. Lineage: Eukaryota; Metazoa; Arthropoda; Insecta; Coleoptera; Tenebrionidae. The record is from RefSeq and is a predicted model, not a curated record. The coding region runs from base 311 to 985 and encodes 224 amino acids.
AAAACUCUUUACGAUGUUUACCCGCCUCCCUAAACGGCAAUCAAAAUAUAAUAACCGCUCCGCGUCCUCAUUUAGCAAAGUGUAAAACAACAAACGAAUAAGCCCUUAAUGAUGACACAUGACUUAUUUACAGAGUGUUUAACGACAAACUAAGCCUAUUUAUUGCGUCCCGUGUUUACAAAUUGUCACAGAUAUUAUAUCGCCCGAACACCAAUGUUUUGUCAGGAUGCAGCAGACUGGAGGGCGUCUCCGUUCGGUGGUGGGGAUGAACCCGACUUAAACUAAGAUGUAUUAGACGAAAUUUAGUCCAAUGUCCUUCCACUCAGUCAAUAAACGCGUCUGCGGUCCUGAAAUGUACUCCCUCCAGCAGUACGACCCUUGCUACUGCGAUCAGUACAACCCUCUGGUCAGCCAAAGGAUCUUCAACCCUUAUUUUCCUCACUUGUGGUUCCCGCUUCCGGUGAAACUGCAGCAGCCGAGGCCGGAAAAACCGCCGUACUCCUACAUAGCUCUCAUUGCGAUGGCCAUCAGUUCUUCCCCGAAGGAGAGGCUCACGCUGAGUGGGAUAUACAGGUUCAUCAUGGACAACUUCCCGUACUACAGAGAAAACAAACAAGGCUGGCAGAAUUCGAUUAGGCACAAUUUGAGUCUGAAUGAUUGUUUCGUCAAGGUGCCGAGGGACAAGGUUUCUCCCGGAGGCCCGGAGCAAGCCGGCGGGAAAGGGAGCUACUGGAUGUUGGAUCCUAAGGCUGCAAAUAUGUUUGAAAAAGGCAACUACAGGAGAAGGAAAACGAGAAGGCAGCGGAUUGCUGAUUGUACGGCUAAUUUAUAUCAGGAACAGGCUUUAAGUCUUGUCACGAGGACGACCGACAACCAGAAGGCCGAAGACGAAGGACGCCCUGAAAUGAGGAAGAGCAAGAAUUCCACUCUAUUUACCAUAGAGAAUUUAAUUAAAAAUAACGACUCGGGUAAUAAAAUUGGUUAAAUAAAUACGAGGUUUCCAGCAUUUCUUUGAUGUUACCAUGUUUUUUGUGAUUUAAAUUAUUUGUAUUAGUU